Messenger RNA from Stegostoma tigrinum, 4662 nucleotides. Its product is annotated as retinoic acid receptor RXR-alpha-A. Gene Ontology annotation, biological process: cell differentiation; positive regulation of transcription by RNA polymerase II; response to retinoic acid. Gene Ontology annotation, cellular component: nucleus; RNA polymerase II transcription regulator complex. Bases 253 to 1623 code for a protein of 456 amino acids. The record is from RefSeq and is a predicted model, not a curated record. The transcript has 11 exons. Lineage: Eukaryota; Metazoa; Chordata; Chondrichthyes; Orectolobiformes; Stegostomatidae. Gene Ontology annotation, molecular function: nuclear receptor activity; retinoic acid-responsive element binding; nuclear steroid receptor activity.
GGCCUGGCCUAGCUGCGGGCGCAGCCUCGGACUGUUGUCGCUGCGAGCCUGGUUCCUGACGGAGAGGCGCGCUUUUGGAGAUGGGGCAAAGGCGCGGGGCCGCCGCCCGAUGGACAAAGGUGUCUCUGGUUGGCCCAGCAUUUGUUGUCAUUCCUAAUUGCCCAGAGGACAGUUAAAAAUCAACCGCAUUGCUGUGGAUCUGGAAGUUGCAUGUAGGCCAGAGCAGACUCUGGUUCCUGACUGAGUGUAUCAAUGAAUUGUGAUUCCGACGGAGCAGCGAUGAAUGCACCUUCUCUUCACCCCCAGAUGAUGGGCUCUGGGGUCAGCCCCACCGUCAACUCCCCUGGACAGCUACAUUCACCAAUAAGCACUUUGAACUCUCCAGUGAAUGGACUGAGCUCUCCCUUCUCAGUUAUCAGCUCACCUCUGGGACCCCACACAAUUUCCAUCCCUUCAUCUCAUGGCAUGGGCUAUGGAGGGCAGAGUCCACAGAUAAACUCGUCCAUGAAUUCGGUCAGCAGUACCGAGGAUGUGAAACCACCUUUGGGAAUUAAUGGUGUGCUUAAAAUAUCACCUCAUUCCUCAAACUGUCCACUUUCUCUCACCAAGCACAUCUGUGCCAUCUGUGGGGACAGGUCUUCAGGCAAACAUUAUGGCGUUUACAGCUGUGAAGGUUGUAAAGGAUUCUUCAAACGCACAGUGCGCAAAGACCUUACCUACACUUGCCGUGACAACAAGGACUGUAUCAUCGACAAGCGCCAGCGUAACCGGUGCCAGUACUGCCGCUAUCAGAAAUGUCUAGCCAUGGGGAUGAAGCGGGAAGGUAUGGACGCAGACUUCAGAGCGGUCCAGGAGGAGAGACAGCGAGGUAAGGACAGGAAUGAGAACGAGGUGGAGUCGACAAGCAGUGCCAAUGAGGACAUGCCAGUGGAGAAGAUCGUGGAGGCUGAGCUGGCUGUCGAACCCAAGACUGAGACUUACAUCGACUCAAGCCUCGGCAUGGCCAGCAGCUCACCAAAUGACCCAGUCACCAAUAUCUGCCAAGCAGCUGACAAGCAACUGUUCACACUUGUCGAGUGGGCCAAGAGGAUCCCACAUUUCUCCGAGCUCCCUCUGGACGACCAGGUUAUCCUCUUGCGGGCAGGUUGGAAUGAACUGCUGAUUGCUUCAUUCUCUCACCGUUCCAUCACUGUGAGAGAUGGCAUUCUACUGGCAACCGGUCUCCACGUGCACAGGAACAGUGCGCACAGCGCUGGGGUGGGAGCUAUCUUCGACAGAGUUCUGACAGAACUUGUGUCUAAAAUGCGUGAUAUGCAAAUGGACAAGACGGAGCUGGGCUGUUUGCGAGCAAUUGUCCUCUUCAAUCCAGAUGCAAAAGGGCUGUCCAAUCCUGGGGAGGUGGAGGCUCUCCGUGAAAAAGUGUAUGCUUCGCUGGAAGGAUACUGCAAACAGAAAUACCCAGAACAACCUGGCAGGUUUGCUAAGCUCCUCCUCCGAUUGCCAGCCCUUCGCUCUAUUGGACUGAAGUGUCUCGAACACCUGUUCUUCUUCAAGCUGAUUGGAGACACCCCGAUUGACACUUUCCUCAUGGAGAUGCUGGAAGCACCUCAUCAAAUCACCUAACUCUGCAGCGCUGUGGAGAAGAUCGCUGCCCAGCACAGACUGCCACCCGUUUCUUUGAGCUGAUCUCAAGGUUGUCGGCCUCCUCUCUACAUUUACAGCAUCUCCCCAAAGCCCAAUAAUUAUUAACUACUUGAUGAUGAGAUGACAAAGGAAUAAUUUUCUCUCCUGUUUGUAUCUACUCUGCAAGGGUCACUGGGUCUGUGAUAUAUCACACCUUGAGAUAGGUUGAAGUGUCUUUGCAUACGUGUGUGUGCGUGAGAGUCACUCACCUCUCCUCGAGAGUGCUCAAGCCUGCUUCACUCUCGCUCUGAUGUCCUCUGCUUGGUUUGUAUGUGUGUGGUUAAUGGUGAUGGGUUUGUCCUGUCCCUCUGCAUUUGUCAAUGCUGGAGAUUUGGACUCUGCAAAACAAAAACUCUUUGGAGAGCCUCUCUUCCUGGUCUAAAGCUCCCUCUGGCAGGUGCUGUGAAGCAAGAACGGGCCUGACUUCUGUCAUAUUGUCCCACUUGCUGAUUCUGUUGCAGCUGAUUGAACUCACUCAGACUGGCCACUGAUGAAACACCUCAGAGAACCAGAGAGACCUGUGUUUCACGUUCAUGGCAGUAACUCAUACUUGUACCUGGUCUACCAACUCGAUUUUUAAUGUGUUACGUGCAGUAUUUGUUCAUCUUUCUUUUGUAUUUUUCAUAGCAAUAAGAGGUUUGAUUUUGUUGAAAUCUCGGCAGGUUUGGCAGCUGAUUGCAUUUCUUUCUAUGACCUGACUUCAUAUCCAACAUCCCAUCACUGCCACAAUUGGAAAGAUGACAACUCCUUUGCCUGGUCACAUUCCCCCUUCGCUUCACCAGGCUCCAGCUCUGUGUGUCUGUGAGUCUUGCUGUCCUUUCCACUUAGCCCAGGAUUGGGUGGGUACAAGGCUCGACUCCUGAAGACUCUGCUGCUAAUGAAUGCUUUAAUUAAUUAACGUAUAAUUAAUAAAUUCAGGUAACCAUGCUGAGAUGAGGCAAGAUGGUUUUGUUCUGGGAGCUGAGAUGUUCAGUUUGUGCCUGGCUUGAUUGCUGCUGAUCUUAAACACACUAACAAAUUAACCCCUCCCACCCCAUACACUAACAAUGUCCUUGAGCUCACCCCUCCACACCUCUGCCAGCCAGCGCACACGCUUCAAUGUCUGAAGCCCCUGGAAUGCAGCUUGGACUGAGAUGAAGGAGCACUUUGAAAUUCUCCUGCUCUCCCACCAGCCCUGGCACAUGAAAUAUUGUGUACAAAGACAGCACUGGUUUUGAUCUAUAUUUAAGCUGCACCUUGCAGCAGCUCAUCUUGUUCACAACUUUAGGAUAACGGUGUGGUUAACAGCUGCACUGUACAAUCGGUGCGAGGUAUGUGCUCCGCUUUGUGUUACUCUGGUAACCAGAAAAUCCUGCCUUUUGUAGCCAGGUGUAGAAACUGCCUCAGAUGUGUCCUUUCUUCCCCUCCUGUUGCCCUCUCUGAUUUCCUCCAUCCCCUUCAAUUGGUACCUGUCCUUCAGUUUCGUCUAGGAACAGAUAUCUUUGGUGUGCACCAACACAUGACCAUCAAAGGUAGAUGUGGUAUCUUCACGUGUGCAAUUGUUCAGCUCUGUUGCAUCUCCUUUAACAGGAUGCCCUUUUAAAAAGCUGCUCCUCUCUCCCUGGAUUUUCCAAUCCCAAGCCAUUAUGGGCUAAAGUUUCCCAAAUUAUAGAGGGAGGAAACCCUGUUCGAGAUUUACUCUGUUUGACCCUGAUGCCUGUUCUUCCAAAACUUGAAUAAUUUGAGUUUAAACCUCAAUAUCUGUCAGUCUGUACAACGCCCCCCUCACUGUGUACCGCUGACCCCCACAUCUGCAGUGAGCUUUUAUCUUUGGGUUCAUACACAGCUACUCCCCUGCCCAACUUCUUCUGUUGUUUUUCUUAUAGACCUAAUUUUCAAUCUGAAAUUUGAAUAUUUUAUGUACGGCAAUUUUGUACAAAAAAGGAAAAUUAGAAAUUACAUAUGCUAACAGCUGGCAAGCACAGAAAGUUAUCCAAUAAAAAUGGGAACACUCUCACCAGAAUUCUCCAAACCUGGCCACAGAGCAAGAAGGUUGUGUGGACUGACUGUGACUAAGUACUGAUUUGAGAAAACUGACACAAUGCUGACCUCCUUUUUAUCCUCUUCCUACCCCACCUUGUGCAUCCUGUCUCCCUGCCUCACCCAGUGAUCCCUACCCUGUGUACCUUGUCCCCGUCCUGCCCUCUGCUCCUCCCUCUUACACCCUGCCCUGUUUCACCCUAUCGCUCUUGCCUCUCCCUCAGCUCCUUGGCCUUUGCUCUCUGCCCCCGUCCCACUCUCAGUCAGCCCUUCCUCCUUCUCUUUUGCCCCAGUGAAUGGAGCCCUCCAGCAGGCCACUGCCAGUCUGUGUGCUGAAUGUGUUUUGAGAAAUGAUGGUGAUUGGUCUGUGUUGACACUACAAACACUUCCGGAAAAUCAAAAAAAAGAAAAAUGUCUACAGAAAUCUAUUUUUGUAUAAAUGAAACUUUAUCCCUUUUGUUAGAUUGUGCGUCACUGAUAAUUGUAAACAUUUCGCUAUGUUAAAACUUUUCACAGUCUGCAGGAUGAAAGCUUAUAUUCCAGGGACCAUUUUGGGUCUUUUGGAAGUGAAUUAUUUACAGUGUAAUUUGACAUUAAUUUUUGAUCAGUAACAGCUGAAUACUUGUGUUCUGAAUAUUGUCUGAAUGCCAGUUGUGAGGACCCUGUCUUCUAAUGGAAUUCCCUCUUGUGGUUGUCUGAUAUUCUGUUCAUCUCCAAAGAGUUUCUGCUGUCAGUAGCUCCACUUUGGUUACUGAGAGGAGACUGUCUUUGGGCUUUUCCUGAUCCUCAGAGGUUUAAGUGUCUAAGGGGCAGGUACUGCCCUGACUUACUACAUGUCAAUCGUAUACAAUGGGGUGUCUCUCAGACCUUCAUGAGGAUCAAAGCACUCUGCGUUUGGAACCCUUUCAGUUCGAAUUUGUUACUCAUUGCUGAGAGUAAUAAAAUAUAUUGCAUACCCUG